ACGCAUCCUGCGCCAGCGGCCUGCCCGGCGCCCCAGCCCCUGCUCGCCGGCGUCCCUUCCCCGCGCGGACCUUGGAGACCCAUCCCAGCGUCACCCUCGAAACCUUUGUUUCAUCUCGGGACCCGGGCGCGGGGUCCCUGCUGCGGUCUGCGCGUGGCCGAGGGUAGCUGGGAUCUGCGAGGGGCCCUGGGGGACCUGCGCUCCUGACCAUGGGGCCCUUGAGCCGAGAAACCUGGGCCCAGCGCUUGGGCGCCUUCCGGGCCAGCCCGUCUGCCUUCAUGGCAGGUCCUGAGGGUGAGGAUCUGGGUCGUGACCUGCUGAGCGACCUGAGAAGUGAAAAGCUGAAUGAACAGGCCAAGGUUUCUUUGCUGACCCUGAGCUUGGAGUACCCAGCCCAGCUGUGGCCGGACGCCCCUGCAGCCGAGGCAGCCGCCACCUUCCUCUUGGACACCCUGGACUCUUUACCCCCACGGCCCUCAGCUCUGCGGCGGCCCCUGUUGCUGGCGGCCACCACAGCCCUGGUGUCAGGAGAUGUGCUGAGCCCCACCUCGGGAGCCUCCCUCCGGCUCCUGCCCCUACUGCUUGGUUUGGCUUCCAGCGGCGAUCUGGGGUCAGGCCUUGGCCCCUCCUCGGAACAGCGCUCCCUGCAGGCCACAGCGUGCGAGUGCCUGCGGGAGCUGGAGAGCUGCAAGCCGGGGCUGCUGGGGGGCUGCCUGGGGUUGCUGAGAAGUCUGCUGGGGCAGGAGGGCCCGGUGGGCCAGGUCCAGCCGCUCAGCCUGCUGUUGGCACUUGCCCUUCGCAAUACCUUGGUGAUACAGGCUAGGGCUAGGGCCAGUGGGCAGGGCCUGCUCACAGCCAGGGUCCCUUCCACUGGGAGUGGCCUCUGGGACUGGACACUAGCCGAAGAGGGUGAUGCCCACCUUCAGCCCCAAGCGCCCAGCUGGCCGGCAGCUGAGGAAGACGGUGGCCUUUCAGCACUAGAGCCCAGUCCCGAGGAGGCCAGGGAGCUUCGGGCUGCGGUGGCCCAGCUUCUGGACACCUCCUACCUGCUCACUCCUGUGGCCCAGGCCCAGCUUUUUUGGCUGCUGGGCUGGGCCCUGCGGGGUCUACGGGGACAGCCACCAGUGCUCUUUAAGCCGCAGUUGGUACGGCUGCUGGGCACAGCACAGCUGACCCUGCUGCACGCCGUUCUGGCACUCAAGGCGGCCUUCGGCGAGGCACUGUUCACAGCCCAGGACGAGGCCUUGCUGCUCCGCCGGCUCACCUUGGCCGCCCAGCACCCAGCCCUGCCCCUGCCCGUCCAUCUCUUCUACCUGCACUGCCUCCUGAGCUUUCCUGAGAAUUGCCCGCUGGGCCCUGCAGGCGAGGAGGCUGCCCCGCUGCGGUUAGAGCCCCAGCUGUGCCAUGGCCUCCUACCCAGUCUCCUGCACGAGCCCAUGGCCCUCCUGGCCCGCCUGCACCUGCUGUGCCUGCUCUGUGCCGAAGACGGAGACGAGGAGGAGAAAGGCCAGGGUCAGAGGCCCCGGCGCUACCUGGAGGAACUGCUGGCCGGCCUGUGGCAGAGGGCAGCCCUGAGUGGGGGCCCCCGGGCCUUGGCCACACUUUGCUUCCAGGCCUCGUACCUAGCUGCUCGCUGCCUGUCUGGGCAGCCUGCAGCAUUGGCACCCUUGACUCACGGACUGGCCCAGCUGUACCGGGCCCGGCCUGCGCUGGCUCCCCAUUUUGUUGAUCUCUUGGACCAGGUGGGCUCUGAGCUGGGGGAGCCCCUGAGGGUGUUGUUGCGACAAGACUUGGUGUCCAGGUCAGGCAGGGAUGAAGCCCUUCGUUGGCACCUGCAGAUGUUGGCAAAGGUGGCAGACCGGGAUGCCCAGCCUGCCACCCUUCGCUUCCUACAGGCUGCAGCUGCCCACUGCACAGGCUGGGGCCUCCAGCAGGCCCUGUUGCAGGUCUGCCGGGCCCUGCUUCGGGCGGGUGUUGGGGGAGGCCUGGCUGACUUGCUGCAAGCACUGGCCAGGCAGCUGGGGGACCCCGAUGGGCGGGACCACGCCCGCCUCUACUACAUUCUCCUGGGCCACCUGUCAGAGCCCAAGCUGGGGGUAGCCCUGGGUCCCUCACUCGCUGCACCUGCACUGGCCUCUUCACUGGUGGCCGAGAACCAGGGUUUUGCCACGGCGCUGAUGGUCCAGGAGGCGCCAGCCCCAAUCCAGCUGAGUGUGGGGCCUCGCAGAGCCGAGGGCCCGGCCCCGGUGCUGCAGCUCCAGGUGGAGGUGCUGGAGCCGGUGUACUCUCUGGAGCUGCGCUUCCAUGUGAAAGGACAACUGUACGCACCCCUGGACGCUGUCCAUGUCCCUUGCCUGUGCCCUGGACGCCCCGCUCGCCCUCUGCUCCUGCCCCUGCAGCCCCGCCGCCCAGCUCCCACGCAGCUGGAUAUCCGAGCCCUGUACACCACAGCCGCUGGCCUCACGUGCUAUGCUCGCCUGCCACCCCUGCCUGUGAAAUUUGCUGACCUCUUCCUGCCUUUCCCCCAGCCGCCCGAGGGGGCCAGGCUGGGAUUCUUUGAGGAACUCUGGGACUCCUGCCUGCCAGAGGGUACUGAGAGUCGCCUGUGGUGCCCUCUUGAGCCACAGGGGCUGGAGGCCUUGGUGUCCCGCCACCUGGAUCCCUUCGUGGUGGUGGCCCAGCCUCCCACUAGCUACCACAUAGCCAUCCGCCUCCCCCCAGACUCGAAGCUGCUGCUGAGGCUGGAGGCAGCCCAGGCGGACGGCGUGCCGGUGGUCCUGCGGACAGAUGACUGGGCUGUGCUGCCUCUGGUGGGAGACUACCUCCGCGGGUUGUCAACUGCUGUCUGAGCCCUGGGGUCGGGCACGGCAGGUGGGAACAGGACUGUGGCCUUUGUUGGGUCUGGCCUAAGGGUUGCUGGGGGCCAGAACCCAGUCCUACGGCUCCUUUAAAAACCUACACUCACCAAUGCCCCUCACUGCUUUGUUUUCUUCUGGCUCCCGAUCGGGGUCAGAACUCCUGGGAUGGGGGUCAGGAACCCCAAGAAAGCUUCCAGGCAAAGAACCCCCAGACUACAGGGCUCCAAAGUUCCUUCCUGCCAAAACAGGCCGUGAUUCUCCAGAAUCCCUGCCCAAGAGGCAGGACUAAAAAACAUCUUCAUCUCUGCUUCCCAGAGAGGGUCUGGCCCUGCCCAAAUCACCCAGCAAUUUAGGAACGAGCUCGGAGCUGGGUUUGGGCCUCCUGACGCGUGGCCCAGCACUUUCUAACACCCGAGGUUUACCUUGAAUCUCAGGCUGGAUGGGCCGAUGGGCCGACGGUCAGAAACAGGGAGGGAGAGGAGGCUGCACCAGCCCUGGGGUGGGGGGCUUGUGCGGACUGGAGCCAGCUCUAGGAAGGACUCAGGACAGUUCGGGGCUGAGAGAGGUGUCCCUGUGAUCUGGGCUAAAACUAAGCUGGCUUUUCUCACCCCAUCCUCUAGGAAGCCACCCGUGGACCUAGAAAUCUUCCCAGGUAAGAACCAACGCCCCUAGUUCUUACUCAAAACAGAUAAGAUACUUAGGGUGCUGAUGUAUUGAGGCCAGCUCUGCUGCCAGGCACCGAGCCAGUGUUUUCCACAUAUGUUGCCUCAUUUCAUCCUUGCAACAGCUUGGCAGGGCCCCGCAGAUGAGGACAUCUGUAGGCGAGAGGGGUUGAGUGAUUUUCCUGUGGUCAUGCAGGUGGUUGAUAAUCAUGUUUUGUCAUCCUGGAGCAGGUUUCUGUUACCACACCGUCAGAGCACAGCUCUGCAUGGGCCACAGGGACACAGAGUUCCCACUCCUCCUCCUUGGGCCAGCCCCCAGGAGGCUGCAGGUGCAGCAGUCAGCAGUGCUGGGUGGAGAAUGACCACUGAGGGUCAGGCCUUGCUGUGCUGGGGCAAGGGCCUCUGCUGCUGCCCCUGCCUCCUGGGCUCCCAGCCUGCAGGUCCCCGUGGGCCAGUCUUGUCCCUCCUGAUGGGCGCGCUAGGAGAGGAAAGGGCCUGGGACAGGUGUGGCUGUUGCAGAUCGGGAAGCCUGCCCCAAGCUCGAGCUCCCGCAAUAACCUGCUGUGUGAUCUGGGCAAAACAUCGCCACAUCAGGAAGGGUUCGGUUCCAGGAAGAGGAAACUUCUCCAGCUGUUUGCGGCAGAAAAGAAUUUAAGAUGGUGUUAGGUACUUACAAAAAUCUCCAGGAAGGCGGGAAAAUGAUCCUCCAGGCCACCACUGGAACCAUUGAGAACACACCAUCUUGCCGGCAGUCCAGCUCCUCUCCUCAGCACCCAGGAGGGUGGGCCCAGGCCCUGGAGCUUGGGGUGUGGCUGCCACCACUGCCUCUUGAGUCCUGCAAAGCCAGAGAGGCGACGCUGCUGCAGAAAGACUGACCUUUCCACAGCCGGCAGAUGGCCUUAGCCUUGUUUCUUCUGUCCACAUCAUUCAAAGAGCAUCUAAUGAGUGGAAUCUGUUUUUCAUGCAGACAGACCUCUUGUGGCAAAGGAGUCAGAACAUGUACUUGGUUUUUGUUUUCAUUACCUCUGAUGCAGAAGAUGGUGUUAAUCUUUCGCCUAAGAUUAAGAUAAUUGACCCAUAUAAAGACUCACCAGCCAUC
Pteropus alecto (black flying fox) is the source of this 4619-nucleotide messenger RNA. RefSeq names its product adaptor related protein complex 5 subunit beta 1 (gene AP5B1). The transcript is spliced from 3 exons. The record is from RefSeq and is a predicted model, not a curated record. Gene Ontology annotation, cellular component: AP-type membrane coat adaptor complex; lysosomal membrane. Bases 210 to 2849 code for a protein of 879 amino acids. Gene Ontology annotation, biological process: endosomal transport. NCBI's taxonomy places the organism in Eukaryota, Metazoa, Chordata, Mammalia, Chiroptera, Pteropodidae.